CUUCUUGGCACCUUCUUGAUUGCAGUGAUGUGACAUAGUACAUAUAGUCUCUCACUUCAGCAUUAUUCCAAAGCUUCGCUGAGACUCUAAACUAUUCUAGCGAACUAGAUUCUGUCCCAUCAUUAAUAAAUCCACGGGUCGUACUAUGAAAACAUAAAUUUUCUCUGACCUAGCAGUAUAUCGGGUCCGGGAGUCGGACAUCUCCGCGGCGGCAAUGCCAUGGCAAGGGCCUGGCCAAGUUUAGCAUCAUGAUUGGCCUGGCAGUGGCCACGGCUGGCAGGUAAACUCGGCAUGGCUGGUGCAUUCGGGUGGGCACAGUUCGAUUCUCAAAAGAGUCUGAGUCUAAGACUUCGGUUCACAGCCGUUCACUUGAAUUCGGGCUAUGUCCAUCACAACCUGCCAAGUUAUCUCGCCUCGGGCCGUAUCGGCACUGCAUCCUUCACAUGGUCGCCUCGGUCGAACAGAAGGGAGCACAUAGUAUACCGCCAUACUCGUACUACUCGUUCAUGCUGGACCGUCAUGAUCAAUCAUCCAUACGGCGCUGCGUCGAGUUACAUGUACGCCAACGUGGACAAUAGUUACAGCCAAUCUUAUGUGUCGCCUCCCCCAGAUCACCUCUACAGCUUCGUACCGAGGUUUUCAGUCGAUUCCAUGCCAUGGUACGGAGCCACUGAGUACUCACCUACUUCAAAUAUAAACUAUAACCGAGAUUCUCUACCAUUUCGAUGGACAGUUCGGGUAUGUCUCCAGAGAACUCUGUACUACACCUGUUCAGAAUACUGUCUUCCCCAGGAACGUGCUUGUCAGUUGUUUAAAGGAGUGCAGUCGAAAGUGAGGAUUAGAUGGCGGCCGCUUCAUUUACGAUCCCUGUUUUUACGCCCUUGUCACUAUGAUGUCCGUGAUGACCCAGAUAUCUAUUUCUAGUUAUUUAACGAUGCUCUCGAACUUCUAGGCUGAACUGUCACUGUAUCUGCAAUAUGUAAUUUUAUGAUGACCUUGGAGCGGUGUCCACCUGUGUGCGUCUCAUGUGGUCCCCUCGUGCUAGGGCGCAAACGUGAAACCCAUUGCACUGCUGCGCCUUCUCGAGGCCGACUACCUUUUGGAACCUCUCUGCUCCGUCUCUUACAACAUGCUGCCGAGUUCCCACUCCACAAUAUAAUACGCUAUACAUCUCAGGUAAAAUUGAACUGUGUUAUGACCAUCGUGGGA
Molecule: messenger RNA, 1209 nt
Organism: Suillus plorans
Lineage: Eukaryota; Fungi; Basidiomycota; Agaricomycetes; Boletales; Suillaceae
Exons: 6
Coding region: 292-924 (210 amino acids)
Source: RefSeq, a predicted model, not a curated record